AUGGCAAAGGUCUUUCAGGAUGUGCAUUGUGUGAAAUUAUUCGACGAGUGGACCACACGUACAAAGGCACCGAAUCCGGAAAUAGGUGCCGAUGGACAGGGAUCGCAGUUCCUGCUCGAGACGUACGAUCAGUUCAAGACAGUUGAGCGUCAAUUUGAUGUUCAGGUCAGUUCGGGUGGGUAUUUGUACCUGGUGUGGCAAAGCUCGCGCGAGGAGGUUACACUGCGUGUGUCUGGGUUUGUUUCUCAGAUGAGUCUUCUGCCCCCUUUCAGGCGCUCAUUCAGGUUUGUCACUUCUGCACUUCACAAGCUGCUUGCCGAUGUGAUUGAUUCGUAUCUAGGCUGCCGAGGGGAAAUCCGAAUCUCGCUCUGCAGACUGUUGUGGUUGCCGGUGGAAGCACCGUUGUUUGACAGUGCCAAUCUGAACAUGGUUAUUGACCCGUAUGGUGCAUUGGCAGAGCUAGUUGCUGGUGGGAGGCUCUCGUGGACAUCAGACAAUGUCGUGUCAUGCAUGGAGCUGAAGGGCGAGUAUGACGACAGGUGGUCUACUCUUGUGCAGUCAUCCCUUGACAUGGUGCGUGCCGGUGAGCUCGUUGAGCUUUCAGUAAACUUUCGGCUUCGUGAGCAUGUGAGUCCAAAUGGGGCAAAUGUAGGUCGCAAGUUUCUUACACGACUUGACACUGUCAUGAUCGUGAGUCGCUUAGGGAUGAAGCUGAUUGUGGACUGCGAGUCAGAGCACUUGUCGAUGAUGUGUAUUGCUGCGGUGGCUGAUAACACUGGUGGAGGUAAGGCUCCGAAGAAGAGACGGUUCUCUUACCUCCAGUCUGUGCCUUCUGUUUUAACCAGUACUGAACAACACUUGAAUUCGCUGACAGUAUUGGACAAGACAGAUGAUGUAGAUCAGGUAAUGAAGCCGGUGGGAUAG
Messenger RNA from Sparassis crispa, 924 nucleotides. RefSeq lists its product as hypothetical. NCBI's taxonomy places the organism in Eukaryota, Fungi, Basidiomycota, Agaricomycetes, Polyporales, Sparassidaceae. The transcript is spliced from 4 exons. The record is from RefSeq and is a predicted model, not a curated record. The coding region runs from base 1 to 924 and encodes 307 amino acids.